Molecule: messenger RNA, 443 nt
Organism: Austrofundulus limnaeus
Lineage: Eukaryota; Metazoa; Chordata; Actinopteri; Cyprinodontiformes; Rivulidae
Product: DBH-like monooxygenase protein 2 homolog
Biological process (GO): norepinephrine biosynthetic process; octopamine biosynthetic process; dopamine catabolic process
Cellular component (GO): secretory granule membrane
Molecular function (GO): copper ion binding; dopamine beta-monooxygenase activity
Source: RefSeq, a predicted model, not a curated record
AAGGUUUCCAGCCUCGCGGAGACAUCAUGUCAGCUCGGCUCUUUUUCCUCGUUGUCUCACUGGCCUGGACCAAAGCAACAUGGGCCAUGGACAUGGACUACAACUUGACUCACUCGGUCUCCCUGGGCACCAACGUCCACCUGAAGUGGGGUUUUGAUUUGCAUCGAGAAAACAUCACAUUCGAGCUGACAAUCGGCACAACAGGCUGGGUGAGCCUUGGAUUCAGUCCACACGGAGGCAUGGAUAACGCAGACAUCGUCAUGGGGGGACUUGGAUCCACUGGUAGCUAUUUCACUGAUCGUUUUUCCACAGGGGAGAGCAUGCCCACCACAGAUGAGCUGCAGAACUACCAUCUCAUCUCGAUGACUGAACAUAAUGGGGAAACCAUAAUGACAUUUCACAGGCUCGUGGAUACGAAGGAUCCCAAAGACUAUCACAUUACU